AAAGCUCGAGCUUUAAACCCGACCUUGAUCGACAGAGACGACCUCGCAUCACCACCUUUCCAGCUCUGCCAAUUCGAUAUUGCGACAUCAUACCGGUGUUCUCUGCUCAAUUUGUUCAUUUCUAGCACUUGCGACCGGCCUUUAGACACCACUGUUAACCAGCAGCGAAGAUGGCGGACCUCGACCUCCAAGAGAUUCACGACACCCUCCUUGACAUCGCGAGCGAGGCGGGCAAGAUGAUCCUGGCCGCUAAUCCGUCGUCUAUCGACCAGGGCACCAAGCUCAACUCCGUCGACAUCGUAACUGAAACGGACCAGGCCGUCGAGAAGAUGGUUUCGACCCGCCUGCAGUCCGCCUAUCCCAACAUCUCCUUCAUGGGCGAGGAAACGUACACUAAGGGCACGCGUCUCGGCCCGGAACCGACCUUUGUCGUGGACCCCAUCGACGGCACCACCAACUUCGUCCACUCCUUUCCUGACGCCUGCAUCUCCCUCGGCCUGGCCGUUGACUGCGUCCCCGUCGUCGGCGUGAUCUACAACCCCUUCCAGGACCUGUUGUUCACGGGCAUCAAGGGCAAGGGGAGCUACAUGCGCCGCGCGGGCGGCGCGCCGCAGCGGCUGCCCCUGGCCAAGAGCCCGAUCCCGCUGCGGGGGCUGGACGGUGCGCUGCUGGCGUGCGAGUGGGGCUCGACGCGCGACGGGCCCAACUUCGAGCUCAAGGCCGAGACGUUCAAGAAGCUGGCGGCGACCAAGGAGACGGGCGGCGCCAUGGUGCACUCAAUGCGCGCGCUGGGGUCCGCGGCGCUGAACCUCGCCGCCGUCGCCGCAGGCCAGCUGGACGCGUACUGGGAGGGCGGCUGCUGGGCCUGGGACGUGUGCGCCGGCUGGUGUAUCCUCACCGAGGCGGGCGGUAUCAUGGUCGGCGGCAACCCGGGCGUCUGGGAGCCUGCCGUGGACGAGAGGGUGUACCUCGCCGUGAGGGGCGCGCCGGCCGGACAGAGGGAGAUCGUGGAGGAGUUCUGGAAGGUACUAGACGGGAAGAGUCUGGACUACUCGGUCUAGGCAUGUGGUGCCUCUCCUAGCCGGCAACGGCGCAAGGCGGGGGAGGGCUGGGAUACGAUUAGAUGAUGCAAUGAAAAUAGCGGUUGGAUAGACAAACGCGAGUCGGGGAGCCGAGUUGGUCGACUAUGUAAAGGCGGCGUGAAGUUCUAUUAGACAUGUCUUGUCUGUAGAUAGUUUGCUUGCAGUUGCCAAGCCCCCUGUGUGGUGUCCCUAACUAGGAAAAGCAUUGAAGGCGGCUUAUUGGAUGCUCUCAGAACCAUGGCUGGCUUCCGGGCGGUUGUCACCUUCACGUUAUGGGACUUGGCGCCGUUCGAGCUUUCGCGCUCUCUCCGGAUGAUCCCGAUGCUUUUCAGCCUAUGGAGUCGGCGGCCACUCUGGGCAAUGUAUAUAUUACCGAGCUCGAGAGUGGCCAGAUGAGUUCGUCCUCUCGGGAUAUCCCAAAGCCGAGUCCGUGACUAGGAGAGAGGGGCACUGACUGACCACCUUGAUUGC
Molecule: messenger RNA, 1553 nt
Organism: Colletotrichum destructivum
Lineage: Eukaryota; Fungi; Ascomycota; Sordariomycetes; Glomerellales; Glomerellaceae
Product: Putative inositol monophosphatase
Exons: 2
Coding region: 171-1061 (296 amino acids)
Biological process (GO): signal transduction; inositol metabolic process; phosphatidylinositol phosphate biosynthetic process
Molecular function (GO): inositol monophosphate 1-phosphatase activity
Source: RefSeq, a predicted model, not a curated record